AUGUUCAUAGCGCGCCAAGCGGCUUUCAGAGCAUCUACCAAAACUGGCGUUUAUACUGAGAUCCUCGGGUUGCUGAAUGUCAUCGCGACCAUUUUGUGCAUCACCGUCAUCUCGAAUAUCGUUUUCCGGGUCUACAUAACUGGUCUGUACCUGAUAACGGUAUUAUGCGUCGCGGUGCUCUACCAGCUGCGUGUCCGCCGGCAACGGCUGGAUGUGAUGCGGUCGCUGGACAAAGAAUGUAUAGCGGCUCCACACAUUCGGACGUUUGUCACGCUGAGCAUCUUUCAUUUGGCGGCGUCGCUCUCCGUGGCCAUCAUUCUCGCCAUUGUCGCACGGGUGUGCUCUAUCGUAUGGGAAUACAUGCACGCAUCGCCUACGCUGGAGUGGAACAUUGCCGGUCUGCUGGACGCCGUCGUUACACUAUUUCCUGGCAUAAUGGCGUACACCGGCAACUUUUAUGGGGUCGAAUGUGUAUGCAUUCUUUCCGCGGCGACGUGGACGAUCGCACUUACUGACGCCUUCUACGAGAACCUGAACCGACAACUCUCCCACAUGGACCAGAUUAUCGCAAACGGAGUGGAGGAAUUCCCAUCGCACGGUUCAAUGAGCUACAACGACGAGCUCGUGCUGGCGCGCGCAUUCUUGAAUUACUCUCGUGGAGUCAGCAUGACUCUGGACGGCGUGAGAAAUAAAUACGAGUCGAAUGGCAACGCCAUGCAUGUGUCGUUCCCAGACGAUCCGCGACGGUGCCCCAUGAUACCCUUCGCCGGUAUACCACAGGGAUCCGCAACCGGGAUUGAGGUGAAGCGCCGACGCUACCAGGUGGAUGCGGUGGUCUUCCGCAUGCUCAUAGAAUCGAGUGGGCGACUUUUUUCGUCUUACGUCGAGUCCUUCAUGGAGUGCCUCGUGGAGGCGGAGGGCCAUAUAGUCGCAUUGACCAGCAAACGCGAGAACGCAAAAGACUUGCGGAUUGAGUUGAACCGCGAUUCGGACGCGUGUGGCGCGUGCAACGGCUGGCUGGAGUUCCUGCUGGGAAGCUUCUGGGGAUUCCGUCCCAAGGUUCCACACAGGACCUACGACGCCAUCGUGCUAGCCGUUGUAUACAUGCGCGGCCUCGCCAGCUGGCUGUGCAUUGCCAAUAUGCUGGGGUACAGCGACGCACAUAUCCAACAGGUGGCCAAGGAAUUCGUUGCCCAGUGCGUCUCGCUUUCAAAAGCCGUUGGAACCGUCCGGCGCUACUCCAUGCCCACACACUUCUCCAACACGCUCGACAUAGUAACCUAUGUGAUCAACGUCUCCUUAAAACAGAUGAGUGUCUAUGCGGACGCGAUGCUCUACUCCACAUUCGACGUAGAUUUCGACACAUUCCGCCUCCUCGAGAAGAUAUACAAACCGGGGCUGAAAUCAACUGCGGAAUGA
Molecule: messenger RNA, 1419 nt
Organism: Babesia ovata
Lineage: Eukaryota; Apicomplexa; Aconoidasida; Piroplasmida; Babesiidae
Product: ubiquinone biosynthesis
Exons: 7
Coding region: 1-1419 (472 amino acids)
Source: RefSeq, a predicted model, not a curated record